AUUAAAGGGGAUAUAAGCUGUUAAUUGAAUUGAGAUCACACAUAGAUCCAUUAGGGCACAAUGUGCUCUUUAUCAAAUAAAAUUAGUUGUAAGUAGCACAUAUCAUCUUUGAUGAAUCAGCCGGGUCUCCAAGUAACUGCGAUGACACUUGGAUUAUGAGAAAUACCGUGAAUUGAGCUUCUUUAUCUUUAAAGAUACAAAUUAACAGUCAAGUUCAAACAUGUCACCUUUUACAGCGCCGUCAUCCGCGCUGAUAACACCUUUCCCAUAAUUGUCCAAUGGAAACUUCCUGCGUCAUAUCCGGUCAACUGUCACUUCCGGAUGCGGUGAAACUGCAGAGAAGUAGGAAAACACCGCAUCUGUGUGGAUUAAUAACGACAGGCAGGGCUGUGUAUAAACCGGGAGGACACGCCAGCAGCGUCCAGAAUGGGCUCGCGGACAGAAGCGUUCACACCGGGAUCUGCAUUUUAACGGCGCUGUACGUCACAGCGCGAGCCCGCUUUUACCGAGCAGCUGUGUUUGUGUCCUCUUGCUAGCUUAAGCCAGCAUAGCGUUAGCUGGGACGCGCUAAAAAAAAACUACGUCUCUCCGGGAAGCGAGGGGAAGACUUGUCCCUUCUUUUGGUCUUCACUGUCACUUCUUCGGACAGGGGGCACAGAGGGACAUCUCUGUGUUCGUGUAUAAAGUUAGUUUCGGUCACUUUGAGGGCAGGACUUUUAUUGGAAGCGAGUCUCCCAAACUGAGAAGUCGGGAUCUCAAACUAAAACCAGCUGCUGGUGUUUUUAUUUAGUUAGCUCUCCAGGACGCGUUUGGAGAGAAAAGCGCGUCGUUUGUCUGUUCCAGGGUGUAAAAUGAGUGGAAUGUGGCGUUCAGGGACUACAAAGAAAAGCCAGCAGACACUUUGUAAAUAACACUUCCCUGUCAGCCGGAAGGCUCCAGCUCUUUUUCCUUGUUCAGCUGACAGGGCUGCAGGCAGCGUCCCGAGUUUGAAUUCUGGUCAGGUGGAAGGAAGACUUCCUUGUUUGUUUUGUUUCAGCACAGCUCGUUUCUCUUUGACCAGGCUUCAACUCAACAGUGAAGGAUGAAUGGCCUCUCUCUCAGUGAGCUCUGCUGCCUGUUCUGUUGCCCGCCUUGCCCGAGCCGCAUUGCCGCCAAGCUAGCUUUCCUGCCCCCAGAACCCACGUACACCUUUCUGCCAGACCCAGAGGCGGGCCCUGCUGCACCAGGGGCGACGGGGACAUCCAGCCUGCGGGCGCGGAGUGGCGCUUCAGUUGCUGGAAGCGGGGGUACCGGGGCCGUAGAGGGGGGAUGGAAGCUUCACCUGACGGACCGAGCGGAGUUUCAGUACUCUCAGAGAGAGCUGGACACUACGGAGGUCUUUCUUGCUCGAUCCAGCCGAGGGAACAGAGUCGGCUGCAUGUACAUUCGCUGCGCUCCUAGUUCCAGGUUUACGGUGCUUUUCUCCCACGGCAAUGCAGUUGACCUCGGCCAGAUGAGCAGUUUCUACAUUGGCCUCGGCACUCGCAUCAACUGCAACAUCUUCUCUUAUGAUUACUCGGGCUAUGGCGUCAGCACCGGCAAGCCCUCCGAGAAGAAUCUGUAUGCAGACAUAGAUGCUGCCUGGCACGCCCUGCGUACACGGUAUGGCAUAAGCCCGGAGAACAUCAUCCUGUACGGGCAGAGCAUCGGUACAGUUCCCACUGUAGACCUGGCGUCACGGUACGAGUGUGCCGCCGUGGUUCUUCACUCACCUCUAACAUCUGGUAUGAGAGUGGCGUUUCCUGACACAAAGAAAACCUACUGCUUCGACGCUUUCCCCAACAUUGAGAAAGUAUCCAAAAUCACUUCCCCAGUGCUCAUCAUCCACGGCACGGAGGACGAGGUGAUCGACUUUUCCCACGGCCUGGCCUUGUUCGAGCGCUGCCCGAAGGCUGUGGAGCCUCUCUGGGUUGAGGGAGCGGGACACAACGACAUUGAACUCUACAGCCAGUAUCUGGAGCGCCUGCGCCGCUUCAUAGGACAGGAGCUGGCGGUACAGCACGGCUGACCAUCAACACUACGCUCGUCAUAAUGACCAUAUUUCCCGGUCCGUUCAAAGCACCUCACCUGUUUUUGUCUGAGAUGGAAACCAUCUGACCCGUCUUAACCGUCCUGUGUGACGUGUGCACAUACUUCAGGACGCAGUUCACCUUUAAUGGACCGUGGAUCAUUUAGACGCAGGGGAAAAGAGGCGUCUCUUCAUAAUCACAGUGGAGACUGUUGGGGUUUGUGUUUGUUUGUGUGUCUUUUAGCAGAAACUUUAAUAGUGCAGAUGCCUGUACUGUGCAAUAACAUGAAAAAGAGGGAAAGGUUUUCACUGAUAGAUGUAAAAGUAGAACAACAAAGUGAUCACAUGACCUGGAAAGCUCCUGUCACCACCUCAGCGUACACUUCGAGUGGAACUUCAUUUCUGUUAGCAGCUUUUUAUUAGAGGACUUUUGUUGAAGCAGGUAUUAUGUUACAUUGAAUUAUUGCACCUGUACAGUUAAAUGGAAGCCAAUUUAAACACAAUAUAUCAUGUUUUAAAGGUAUUCGUUUACCUGCAUUUUGUUGGCGCAGACUGCAUCAUCUUUAAAAUCGUUUCUAACUUUCAUCACGAAGGUUUGAAACCGCUCACAGCUUUUAAUCUUGGGGAAAAUUAUGCUGGCAUAAAUAUGAGUUUAUAUUUUGCGUCUUGUUUUUACGUAUUGAACAUUUUGCUCAGGUAACUUUUUCGAGUGUUCGCGAUUGUUUAGCGCGCGGACAGCUGAAGCGCCUCAGAAGAUUUCAUCCAGCCUAAAAUAUUUCCUUUCAACGAAGCGUUCAACCGAACUUCGAUCCUACAUCUGAGCUGCAGUCCACACCUCCAGUUUGCUGAGCCGUCGAUGCCCCCUCGCGCUUCUCUCUAACACAUCUGUGUCCCACUGCUGCUGUGGGAUUGGCUGUAUGAAAGAAAGACGUUGAAGAGGCUCAGAUGGAAAAUUCCUUCAGUUCUUUCAUUUAAUGGAAUGCGUUCGAGUCCAUUAGCCCCGUCCGUUUCUUUUAGCCUUGUUUAUGUCUCGCACUGCUGGGUCACAGCUGUCGGCCUGUUCUUGCUCCUCACGGUGCGCAGAGACAAGGAGAGCAACACUAAAGUUCAACACAUUACUCACCUGCAACCUGUCAUCAGGGAUUUGUUUUUGUUGUUUUUUUUCAGUGAAGGCAGGGAGAGUAACCACAUUCAGGUCCAUAUUCUGAUAGUUCCCCAGUUUCGCAGGAACAUCUGUGUGAUCAGAGCACAUGUUCUUCUUAGAACAUAUCAGCAGAUUUGUCAGAGUUAAGCAGGAACACUAACACCAGGCACUAAACAGAUUAGUGUUUCAUCUAAAUAAUUUAGACUUUAUAACAGCUGUUUGUAUUAUUAUCCUGUCUAUGUGUACAAACCUGCAUAAUGAUUAAAGGGGACCUGUUAUGCUUUUAUCCAUUAUUAAACAGCACCAAGUUUCAGACGAUCUGGCGAGUCGAGGUCAGACUGUCUCUGGUUCUGUGUGAUCGCACUGAGAGCCAUUGUUUAUUAUGCUUUUCUCAGAAAACAGAUCAGGUCUUGAGCUCCUGCUGUUCACGAGACCCAUUGUAGGACAAAUAAGGAUUAUUUUAGGCUGGGAAUCAUGCAAAGCUACUCUAGUAGAGCCCAAGUAUAGAAAUAUGGAGCUGGAAAGGAGCAUAAUAGGUCCUCUUUAAGUAUCAUUUUUGUUUUGUGAGGUGCGUUUUCUGUCUUCUGAGAAUAUUUUUAGGAAACAUUGGCACAUUAUUUGAUUGAUCUCAAUUCUUCAGCUUGUUGUUGGAGAAAUCUGACUAACCCGUAACAGGAGACUGACCUGCCUCGUACCUGAACUGGUACAAAUAGAUGUUGGAGCCUGUUGGAAUUGCUGUAGGUGGCUCUGAGGGUAAAUGCAUAUCUGUUGUGGGGGUUUUCCAUGUGUUUUUUUUUUUUUUUUCCCUUUUCUUUGUGGUGAUCCAGCAAUCCACCAAAGUUUUAAAACUGUAACCAAAAUUGUAAUAUUUAUAACAAAUUGUAAAGGAAUCGGGUGUUUUUGCUUACGUGCGUUGUUGUAUUUGAAGCUUAGGCACGAUUGAUGAACACUCAGAUUCUCAACAUUUUUGAGGAGAAUUUUUAGGCUCGGUGGACAAACCAAAGCUUUUGUUGUUAGUGCUUUACCCAGUUUACCUGCUGCUUAUGUUUUAUAUCUUAUGUAAAGAACGUCAAACUGAGCUUAUCUUCUUAUUCUCUUCACAUUUGGAUACAGAUUCAUUGUAAAAUUCUCUGUUUGCUAAAUAAUCGAGUUUUAUCAAAUCACGUUUGCUUUGAAAUAUGCAAGAACCGAAUAUGAACUUGAUAAAUUAACCAAGUUGGGAUUUUUUGUUUUUCUCUAAGCUGUUUAUGAUUUCUCGUUUGUGCAGGGAGGAAACCACGUGUAUUUGAAUAUGUUUGUGUGAUGAAAGAAGAUGAAAGGCCGGCUUCAUGCCGACACAUGAAAAGCUUUUUUCAAACGUGUGGGUUUCUGCUGAGGAUUGUUUUAUUUUCAUCAUCAAACAUUCUUAUCAAUUGUUUAUUAUACUGACAGUUUUUUAGUUUUUAAAGAUUUUCUUUCUUUCUUUUUCAUGAAUUAAAGAGAAUAAGUUAAUAAAUCAUAACCAGAAGUUGA
This is a messenger RNA of Haplochromis burtoni (Burton's mouthbrooder), 4703 nucleotides long. It is a transcript of the gene abhd17ab, whose product is annotated as abhydrolase domain containing 17A, depalmitoylase b. The record is from RefSeq and is a predicted model, not a curated record. Gene Ontology annotation, biological process: protein depalmitoylation. Gene Ontology annotation, cellular component: plasma membrane; endosome membrane. The transcript is spliced from 5 exons. Gene Ontology annotation, molecular function: palmitoyl-(protein) hydrolase activity. The coding region runs from base 1082 to 2047 and encodes 321 amino acids. NCBI's taxonomy places the organism in Eukaryota, Metazoa, Chordata, Actinopteri, Cichliformes, Cichlidae.